AAUAAUUUCUGAGAAUAAAAAAGAGCCAGUCUGGUCCUGGGUCUGCUGCCGUUCUCAUCAUAUUCACCAACUCUCUGAUUUUAAAUCUGAUUGUUUCUGUUUCUGCUGCCAGCUCCUUUGGUGAUGAGUGUCAUUACAGUCCAGAGUGUGAAAAUGGUGACAGCCAACAUGUUACUGAGCGUCUUCUUUCUUUCAGCUGCUUUGGCUGAUUGUCCUUAUGAACCAGCCCUUUUCAUCUCUGCACCAGAGCAGAUGGAAGCACUGAGUGGAUCUUGUCUGCAGAUCCCAUGUAACUUUAGAGUUAAACCAGGAGAGAAAUUCAGCAGCAAAGGAAAAAUCUUUGGAGUGUGGAUUAAACGUGACAUACGAUUUGGCCUAUUUCCAGAAAAUGUGAUUUUCAACAGCAGCAAGAUGAAUAACAUCUACCCAAUGAGUCUGACUGGAGACCUGAGUGAUAAAAGCUGCACCACUUUAUUUUCCAGUUUAAUCACUGAUUACACAGAGACAUACUACUUCAGGAUUGAGAAACCAUCAUUCAGGGUAACAGCUGUUUGUGAUCCUCUUCAGAUAACAGUUAACGAUUCUGCUCCGAGGCCCAGGAUGAAUCUCUCAGGUGAUGUGAAUGAUCUGAAGGAGAAGCAGUCUGUCACUAUAACCUGCUCAGCUUUCACUCCCUGUCCACACUCCCCUCCUAAACUCACCUGGACUCUCCAACAAGACCCUCACAACAUCAUGGAGCAAGACACAGAUGGAACCUUUACCACUAAAAUCCAGGAGACCAUCACUCUGUCAGACACACAUGAUGGACUCAGCAUCAGCUGUUCUGCAGGAUAUCCUGUGAAUGAAGGAAAAGAUGUGAAGACAGCAGCAGCAGCAGGAAUCACUCUCAGUGUUUCAUAUGCUCCCAGGAACACCUCAGUGUCCGUCAGUCCAUCAGGUUUGGUGUCAGCAGGUAGCUGGGUGAAGCUGACCUGCUCCAGCAGAGCCAAACCUCCCGCCAGCCGCUUCACCUGGUUCAAGAACAGCAAAGAUGGAGCCGUCAGAGUAGCUGGAGGAGACUCUUACAGCUUCAUGGUGACCAGUGUGACAGAUAUCAAAGAUUAUUACUGUAUGGCUACAAAUGCUCUCGGUAGUCAGACGUCACCAUGGAUUAAUACUGAAGAUCAUCCAGAGUUUGGGGUUGGUGUGUACGUUACAGUGAAGAUCCUGGGAAUCGUGGCGCUCUACAGUACAUUCAUCAUCUUUGAGUGCUGGUUUAGAUCAAGAUGCUGCAACAAACCAGAGAAGGAAGCAGAAGAACCAGACUACGUCAACAGAGUGAUUGAGAUUCAAGCAUCAUGAAGGAGAAGAGGAAGACGUCAUGUUCACCAUGAAUGGAAUAUUUCUCUACUUCCUGUUUCUCUCUUUCUUAGAUUAUAAACGGCUUUGCUUUGCAGAAUAUUGAUAAGAUAAACAAAUGAUGGUUGCAUCAUCAGUUUGUGUGAGAUUGUGCAGAUUUAUGGUUCUAAUGAUUAUUGUUUUCUGACUCAAUGUGUUUUAUUCGUAUGUAAAAUACUUUAAUUUUGAUGAAUAAGCAGAAAAUGUUACAAUUUUUAAUGUAUGCCAACAAGAACUGUGUUGAUGUGUUUUAGGUUGGUUUUUGUCUGUUUUCUGUUUGUAGUUUAAAAAAAAAGCUUUUUGUAAAGUAGUUUGAUUUGGGUAAAAGUUCAAAUACCAAACUGGAAAAAUGAUGAUGGUAAAAAAAAUUUAAAAAUGUAAUUUGUGCAUUGAAAUGUUCCUGAAGUAAAGUUACUGUAUGUUAGUCUAAUGAUGAGAAUGUACAUAAAGUAUUGAAAUAGUGCUCAGUGUGACUGCUAUAGUAUUAUAUAAUAAAUAAUAAUAUUAUUAUUAUUACUGGUUUUUAUCAUGGCUUAAUUUGCUGAUUAUUUUCUCCAUUACUCGAUUGUGUUUUGUUGUUGUUUUGUUUUUUGGAUUUGUAAAAAUUCACAGAA
Molecule: messenger RNA, 1991 nt
Organism: Centropristis striata (black sea bass)
Lineage: Eukaryota; Metazoa; Chordata; Actinopteri; Perciformes; Serranidae
Product: B-cell receptor CD22-like
Exons: 9
Coding region: 124-1341 (405 amino acids)
Source: RefSeq, a predicted model, not a curated record